Molecule: messenger RNA, 871 nt
Organism: Halteromyces radiatus
Lineage: Eukaryota; Fungi; Mucoromycota; Mucoromycetes; Mucorales; Cunninghamellaceae
Exons: 2
Coding region: 143-700 (185 amino acids)
Source: RefSeq, a predicted model, not a curated record
CUUUCUUCCAUUGACAUAUAUAUGAUGAGACUUGAUCCUUUUCCACGAUUCUCAGAAACUUUGGGUGCAGCAGUUAGUAAUCCACGUGUAGCUUUAUUUGCCAUUGUGAUGACCAAGAUCUGUUUGGAUCGUAUUUAUAAUUAUGCUUCUUGUUUUAGAUUCUUCUGGUAAUGAAACUUUGGAUAUUCUUGAAUAUCAACAUCCUGGUACAAGUGAAAAAGUAUAUGAAUAUCUCAAUAGUUAUGGUGUGAAAGGUCGAUUGGCCUAUCAAACUUUAUUGAUGUAUGAUUGUUUCUUCUUAUUAUGUCGAACGGUUCCUUUAUGUUUAUUGGUUCAAUGGGCUUUCCAAUCGGCACCAAGAUGGUCGCGUCCUGGUGUAUGGCUUCCUUUAUUGACGACGUUUGUGGAUUUGACAGAAAAUGUAUUGAUUUGGUUAUUACUCAAGACAUUCCCUCAUCGAUUGGAUUUCUUAGGACAAAUGACAGCUUGGAUGAUCGAAUUGAAAUGGAUUCUGUUCUUUAGUACCGUGGCACUUGUAUGCAUAUCAGGUUUAGUUGGCAUUUAUUAUAGUUUUCAUAGUAUGUUGGCUAAUAGUGUUUUGAUGGAAAAAGAUCGACAAGAAAAAUUACGUGCUCGUCAACAUGUGACUGAUGUACUUCAACGUACACAAUCAACAAGUAAUGAUAAAAAGAAGAAAUAACAUAGUAGUUGAUUUAGAAAUGAUUGAUUUAGAAAUAAAAAAAAAAGAGACAACAAUAUUUUUUUUUUUGGUUGGUUACACAUGCGGAGUGAACCUUGGCACUGCUUUUUUAGUUUAUUUGGAUGUAUCACUGGGUUUUUUUUUUGGAUUUUUCUUCUUUUUUGUUUGGAC